This is a messenger RNA of Ceraceosorus guamensis, 513 nucleotides long. RefSeq lists its product as hypothetical. The transcript has 2 exons. Bases 75 to 395 code for a protein of 106 amino acids. The record is from RefSeq and is a predicted model, not a curated record. Lineage: Eukaryota; Fungi; Basidiomycota; Exobasidiomycetes; Ceraceosorales; Ceraceosoraceae.
UCCUCCCUCUCAACACGAGAUUCAAACAGUUCAAAGACUUUUACUCCCCUCCCGCAAGCUACAUCGCAGUCGUCAUGCCCGCCUUGAAGCUCAUCAGUCUCGCCAUGCUCGUCAUGGCUCUCUGCGCCGGUGCCAUCGUUGCCGUCGUCGUAGGCACGCCAAACCCGGUGUCGCCGACGGAGCGGCGCAUCUUGGGAAGAGAUGCAGAUGCAGGUGCAGGUGCAGGUGCAGGUGCGGCAUCAUCAUCGGUAAGCACGCUCGCCGCCGCCUUUACACGACGCAAGGCAAAGGCACCCUUGAUCGGUCCUCCAGGAAGCAAAGACUGCCCUUACUGCUGCGUGGUGGAGAAGGGCGGGGGCAGCGCCACUUGCCCAGGACCGUGCUCCUGCGAGUAGAGGCGAGCGAGCGCUAUAGUUCCACUGCGUGAGUCCCCGGGCGUCAUGUUCCGUCGUCGUCGUGAUGAGAAAGCAAUAGGGGCCUGAUAAGCCAGCUGCGCUCUACAUCGUGCAGCUA